GCUGUAAAUCACAGCCGUCGGAUAAUAGCACACGGCUCAUCUGAAGCGUCUCUGCAAAAAAAAAAAAAAAUAUUCAAAAGCAGUUUUCCGAUCGACGAUACAAAACACGACCAAUCUUCGCACGGUUCCUGUCGUAACGCUCUUUCCUUUUGUUUUCUAGAGAACAAGUUUUAUUUGCUGUGAGAUAUAAAGGUUGGCAAUGGCGAGGAUAAAACCUCAGGCUCUGCUUAAUCAAAGCAAGAAGAAGAAGGGUCCUAGUCGCAUAAGUAUUUCUACAAUUGUCGUGUGUAAUCUCGUAGUUGCUGUAGUUGUACUCUCCUUGGUCACUACUUAUCGUCAUUGGUCCCAGAGGUCAAGAAACACACUUGAAACCCAGAGCCAUAGUUUUGAGGACACAAAUGCUGUAUCACAACAAAAGAAUUACGAUCUUCCUGGUUAUGCCGAUAUAAACACAUCCAAAGGUCUCAUAGCUGUGGAACUCUUUAAAGAUGCUUCCCCUGAAGCUGUCGACAAGUUUCUGGAUCUAUGUCAGAAGGAUCACUUUAAGGGAAUGCCGUUUCAUCGGGUAAUAAAAAACUACUUGGUGCAAGCUGGUCACUCCUCGAGCUCUAUACCUAUAGAAGAAUGGACAGCUAAAGGAAAGCUCCGUGGUCGCCUUGACACAAGCCCGAAACAUGAGGCGUUCAUGUUGGGGACACCAAAAAACAAAGGGAACAACAAGGACUUCGAGCUUCUGAUCACAACAGCACCAAUCCCGGAUCUGAAUGAUCAGCUUAUAGUGUUUGGAAGAGUUCUUAAAGGAGAGGAUGUAGUUCAGGAGAUUGAGGAAGUGGAUACAGAUGAGCAUUUCCAGCCAAAAUCGCAGAUAGGGAUCAUUAGCAUUGUACUUAAACGAGAGUUAUGAAAUGAAAAAAAAAACUCUUUCUUUUGUUACCUCACGCCAAAUCUUUUCUUCAUACUCGCUGUUUGUCCAAAUCUUUAUUUUACUGAGUAUUUCCUAUUGUUUUGUAAUUUUAAUUGAUAUCGAGGAAAUAGCAUCUUUGUUUGAGUUGGCAUAA
Messenger RNA from Brassica napus (rape), 1058 nucleotides. RefSeq names its product peptidyl-prolyl cis-trans isomerase CYP21-4. The transcript has 8 exons. The record is from RefSeq and is a predicted model, not a curated record. Gene Ontology annotation, biological process: protein peptidyl-prolyl isomerization. NCBI's taxonomy places the organism in Eukaryota, Viridiplantae, Streptophyta, Magnoliopsida, Brassicales, Brassicaceae. The coding region runs from base 200 to 904 and encodes 234 amino acids. Gene Ontology annotation, molecular function: peptidyl-prolyl cis-trans isomerase activity.